This is a messenger RNA of Hemibagrus wyckioides, 7501 nucleotides long. Its product is annotated as ephrin type-B receptor 1-B. Lineage: Eukaryota; Metazoa; Chordata; Actinopteri; Siluriformes; Bagridae. Gene Ontology annotation, cellular component: neuron projection; plasma membrane. The coding region runs from base 255 to 3302 and encodes 1015 amino acids. The record is from RefSeq and is a predicted model, not a curated record. Gene Ontology annotation, molecular function: transmembrane-ephrin receptor activity; protein binding; ATP binding. The transcript has 16 exons. Gene Ontology annotation, biological process: cell surface receptor protein tyrosine kinase signaling pathway; axon guidance; protein phosphorylation.
CUCGGGCGCUCAGUAAGCCGCGCCACCAAGGCCACCUGUCUCUCUCUCUCUCCCUCUCUCUCUUUCUCUCUCUCUCUCUCUCUCUCUCAUACACACGCACACAAACGCGCACACACGCACACACCCACUCGCGCGCUCCGGCUUACUACGGCUGGCGAUGUGACGCGCCACGCUCGCCUUGUGGAAUAGCGGAGUAUCCAGCGCGUGAAGAAGCGGAGGAGAGCGGCUUUGCCUUUUUUUUUCCACGGACAGGGAUGAAGCGACAGAGGAGGACGCCGUUGACCAUGACUGUGGAUUUUCUCACGUUUUUGUGCGCCAUCGCGGCUGUUUCAGGGAUGGAAGAGACCAUUUUGGACACACGGACUGCCACAGCUGAACUCGGCUGGACAGCGUACCCUGCAUCAGGGUGGGAGGAGGUGAGUGGCUAUGAUGAGAACCUUAACACCAUUCGCACGUACCAAGUCUGCAACGUGUUUGAGUCGAGCCAAAACAACUGGUUAGUGACCACAUUUGUGAGACGUCGUGCUGCCCAGCGUGUCUACGUGGAGAUGCGCUUCACGGUACGUGACUGCAGCAGCAUCCCUCGUGUUCCUGGCUCAUGCAAAGAGACAUUCAACCUGUACUACUACGAGAGCGACCAGGUGAUCGCCACCAAAGGGGCCACAUUCUGGACAGAGGCCCCAUACCUCAAAGUGGACACAAUCGCUGCCGAUGAGAGCUUCUCUCAGGUGGACUUUGGCGGACGCCUAAUGAAAGUCAACACAGAAGUUCGCAGCUUUGGGCCACUCUCUAAAAACGGCUUCUAUUUGGCCUUCCAAGACUAUGGGGCAUGCAUGUCACUGCUGUCCGUCCGUGUCUUCUACAAGAAGUGCCCGAGCGUCGUGCAGAACUUCGCAGUCUUCCCUGAGACUACAACCGGCGCUGAGAGCACGUCGCUGGUGAUUGCUCGUGGUUCCUGCAUCCCAAACUCAGAGGAGGCUGACGUGCCUAUAAAACUGUACUGCAAUGGCGAUGGCGAGUGGAUGGUGCCCAUUGGUGGCUGCACCUGUAAGGCUGGCUUUGAGCCUGACAAUGGCAACAUCUGCAGAGCAUGUCCUCCCGGUACGUUUAAGUCCAUGCAGGGGACAGGGCUGUGCCUGCAGUGUCCUCCUAACAGCAGGUCCACAUCUGAGGCCUCAACCAUUUGUGUGUGCAGAAACGGCUACUACAGAGCAGAUGGAGACCUGCCAGACAUGCCCUGCACCAGCGUCCCUUCUAGCCCACGGAAUGUCAUGUCUAUUGUGAACGAGACGUCGGUAAUCCUGGAAUGGCAUUCGCCUCGGGAGACCGGAGGCCGUCAAGACGUCGUGUACAACAUAGUGUGUAAGAAGUGCAGUGCAGAGCGGCGCGCAUGCUCGCACUGUGAUGACAGCGUGGAGUUCACACCGCGACAGCUAGGCCUCACCGAUACUCGGGUUUUCAUCAGCAACCUGUUGGCGCACACGCUAUACACUUUCGAGAUCCAGGCUGUCAAUGGGGUGACCAACAAAAGCCCGUAUCCAGCGCAGCAUGUCUCUGUCGACAUCGCUACUAAUCAGGCUGCCCCAUCCAUGGUUCCAAUAAUGCACCAGGUCAGCUCCACCAUGAGGAGCAUCACGCUGUCAUGGCCACAGCCAGAACAACCCAAUGGCAUCAUACUGGACUAUGAGCUGCGUUAUUAUGAGAAGGAUCUAAUGGAGGUCAACUCAACAGUACUGAGGACUCAGACAAAUACAGUUCGUGUGGACGGUCUCAGGCCCGGCACAGUGUAUGUGGUGCAGACUCGAGCCAGAACAGUGGCUGGAUUCGGCAAAUACAGCAACAAGAUGUGCUUCCAAACUCUCACAGAUGAAGACUAUAAGUCAGAGUUGAGGGAGCAGUUGCCACUCAUUGCUGGCUCAGCGGCAGCUGGUAUAGUCUUCAUUGUGUCUCUGGUGGCUAUUUCUAUAGUCUGCAGCAGGAAACGGGCUUACAGUAAGGAGGCAGUGUACAGUGACAAGCUUCAGCACUACAGUACAGGCAGGGAACUUUCUUUGAGACCAGAUCUCUCUAAUUGCCACUCCCCCAUGGGCUGCCCAACCCUGCCAGGAUCACCAGGGAUGAAGAUCUACAUCGAUCCGUUCACCUACGAGGAUCCCAAUGAGGCUGUGCGUGAAUUCGCCAAGGAGAUUGACGUCUCCACUGUCAAAAUUGAGGAAGUCAUUGGAGCAGGUGAGUUUGGAGAGGUGUAUAAGGGGCGCCUGAAGUUACCGGGGAAGCGGGAAAUCUAUGUGGCCAUCAAGACCCUAAAGGCAGGCUAUUCUGAGAAGCAGAGACGGGACUUCCUGUCAGAGGCAUCAAUUAUGGGCCAGUUUGAUCACCCCAACAUCAUCCGCUUAGAGGGCGUUGUCACCAAAAGUCGGCCAGUCAUGAUCGUCACAGAGUUCAUGGAAAACGGAGCACUGGACUCUUUUCUUAGGCAAAAUGAUGGCCAGUUCACGGUGAUCCAACUAGUGGGAAUGAUGCGAGGCAUCUCAGCGGGCAUGAAGUACCUGUCUGAGAUGAACUAUGUUCACCGGGACCUGGCAGCUCGCAAUAUCCUGGUCAACAGCAACCUGGUGUGUAAAGUGUCUGAUUUUGGCUUGUCACGCUACCUGCAAGAAGAUACAUCUGACCCCACCUACACCAGCUCAUUGGGAGGGAAGAUCCCAGUGCGGUGGACAUCUCCGGAAGCUAUUGCAUACAGGAAGUUCACAUCAGCAAGUGAUGUGUGGAGCUAUGGCAUCGUCAUGUGGGAAGUGAUGUCAUUUGGCGAGCGGCCGUACUGGGACAUGUCCAAUCAAGAUGUGAUUAAUGCUAUAGAACAAGACUACCGGCUUCCUGCACCAAUGGAUUGCCCCACUGCUUUGCACCAGCUAAUGUUGGACUGCUGGCAGAAAGACCGCAACGCUCGGCCACGUUUUACUGACAUUGUUAACACACUCGACAAACUCAUCCGCAACCCAACAAGUCUAAAGGCUGUGGCUAGCAUGCCAUCCAUUCCAUCUCAGCCACUGCUGGACAGGUCUCUCCCUGACUUCAACACCUUCAGCUCAGUGGAGGACUGGCUGUCUGCUAUUAAGAUGUCUCAGUAUAGAGACAAUUUUCUCAACUCUGGCUUCACUUCCCUGCAACUUGUCGCCCAGAUUACUUCAGAAGACUUGCUGAGGAUAGGUGUUACUCUGGCCGGCCACCAGAAGAAGAUCCUGAGCAACGUGCACACCAUGCAGAUGAGCCAGUGCCAGUCUCCCACAGCACUCGCAUGACUACAGCAGGCGCCAGUCGACGGGCCAGGCAUCCUGCUCAGCGUGCAGGAGCGGGUGAGCACUGGCACAUCGGAGCGCGCCAGGGUUGAGACGAUCAUUCUGAUCUGAUAAAGAGACACGCAUGUGCUGACACACACUACAGAUUAGUGUGUUUGUAAAGAGAGAACAAAACAGGGAACAAAACCUAUCUGUCCAUCUAUCUGUCUCUGGCUGUACAUACAGGAUAUCCAUCGAGCCAUUAUUAUUAAAGCAAAAACAAUCCAUUUCUAAUAUCAAGAAAAUGGGUACUAUUUUUUUCAUCCCUUCAAUUUGCUCAUGAUUCACCAUGCUGAUGCUUUUCUUUUUCUCAACAGUUUUUAAACUGUGAGUGCAACUGAGGAUCUACUACAAAGAAAAAAGCACCUCCUGAUACACUUUUUUGGUUGCUAUUAUAUAUUUAUUUCCUUUUCUAUUAAAACAAAAUACAGCUAUACCUCGUAGUCUUCUGCUUCCCAGCAUCACUACCUGACAGCCGGCUUUGCCAAAGGACAUCUUGAACGGCCUGUGUGUAUAUCUUUAAAUAAAUAUGAAUAUAUCUCUGGAGUAAACCUUCAUAUUGAAGGUGCUUUGUAACAGAUACAUAUGAGCAUACUUUUCUCCUGCUUGUGUUUUGGGCACAGUGUGCAUUGCGGGGAUAAUACUGGACAUGGUAGACUCCCAAGAAAAGGAAUUUAAUGUAGUCAAGUUGGGGAAAUGAAAUGAAGCCCAAAAGGAUUAGCUUCAAAGAUUUGUGGCUGUCUUAGAGCCAAACACUGUAGAAAUGUGAUUUAAUUGUGUAUAAACAACUUGUAGGGUAAAGCAAACAAAAUCUUCAGGCUACCAAACUGGACAAUGUAUAUUGUAGAGGUUUCCAUGCUGAUGAACACUUAAAAGUUGUACAGUUCUUCUUCUUCUCCUUUUUCUUGUUCUUCUCCUUCUUCUUCUUCUUCUUCUUCUGUUCAUGUUGUUUUCCUUUCUUUGUAAUCCUCUCUGGGUUCCUCUUGUUUGUUUGUGAUGGAGUGUUUGGACAGCUGUGUGUGUGUGCAUGUGUGUGUGUUUGUGUGUGUGUGUGUGUAUGUGUGCGCGUGUGUGUGUGUGUUCACUACCUAAACUCUCUGGUAUGUCCCUGUUAGUGUUAUUGCACUGUUAAAUAUGCUGUACUGAUGUUCGUCUUCAAAACAGGGUCUUUAAAAGUCGCUAAUCAAGUGUUUACAUGUACAAUUAAUUGAUGAGCAUAUAGUCAGCUAGUGCUAGGAUGAUCAGCAUGAGUCUCUCUCUCUGUCUCUCUCACACACACAUGCACAUACACACACAAACACACGAUUAUUGUGUAGGGCAUGAAGCACCAUAUGUGUUCAGAUAGCAUUGGUAAACCUAGUGCACAAGGUCCCUGACAUCAGUCUGGUGCAAAGAGUGACUGGUCAUCUGUGGCUAGGCUGUACAUCUGCACGAACCUUUGCUAACAGAUGCCCAGUGCCCUAUCAGUGAACACAUUCUCCGGAAGUGAUAAUUGAGAUCACAUACACACACACACACACACACACACAAAGGCUUUAGGCUCCUGCUCCUGUUCUCUCUUUUUUGGUUGCCACGGUGAGGCUCAACAAAGUACCAUGCUUACUUACUCUUGAUGGGGUGGGGAAGAUGGUCAUAUUCUCCUGCCUUGAGAUGAAGAAAGAAGUAUUAUUUUAGUUUAGUAAAAGAUUCAGGGUGAGGGUGCUUCUCUCUCUCUCUCUCUCUCUCUCUCUGUCUCUCUCUCUCUAUGCCCUUACUUUAUGGUUGCUUUCUUCUCUUCUCCUGUGAACAUUUAUUUUUAGGAGUAGUGAGGGUUAUGAAAAUUCAUAGAGAGCUUUCCCAGUCUUGUGUGUUAGGAAUCAAUGCAUGUUUUUUUUAGAGAUCACUUCUUCUUCUUCUUCUUCUUCUUCUUCUUCUUCUUCUUCUUCUUUCAGCUCCAGACAGGGAUAUCACAGGGACAGAACAGGGAUGCCUCUGCCACUGAGAUGUGAGAGAGGAAUGGUCCAUUGUUGUACUUCUGGUGGGCACAGACUUGUAAUGGACUGCUAUUAGGACAGAAUAGGGGAUGGAUGGAUGGGUGGAUGGGUGGAUGGAUGGAAGGAAGGAUGAGUGAAUGUUUGGUAUAUUGAGUAAAUGGAUGGGCAAUUUUAAUAGAUGCCUGGAGGGAUGUGUUGUGCAGGAGUCGACGUAUUGAUGGAUGGUUAAGUCUUUGGAUGAAUCAGUGGUUGAAAGUAGAUCGAUUGCUAAAUAAGAAGGGUAAAGAAAUACAUAAACCUGGCUGAUAUGUUCAUAAUUAUUUCACAUUCAAUACAUAUUCUACAUCAAACAUUUAAUAUUUAAUUGAGUCUAAAAAGUUUAGCAGUAUAAAACCUUCAUAUGAAUCAUAAAUGAGCUACAAACAGUUUAAAUCAGGUGAAUGUAUGUACCUGGUGGUAAUCUGAAAAGCAACAGUGGUGUUUUGAUAUUAAUAUGAACUGAUCAGUUGUGUAAAUGUAAAGGGGUAUUCUGGCUUAAAAUGUAAUUUAAUAUUCUUUUCUGUUAUUUAAUAUUCUAAUAUUCUAAAUAGCAAGAGUAGCAGAGUACAAUCAUUGGGGUUUCUAGUGCAGUCAUGUUGUAACUAUUGCUACAGUGUUCUAUCUCUACCAAUACUCAGCAUGCUUUACUGAAAUACUUCAUAUAAUGUAAAGGAUUUCAAGCAGAAUGUAGCACUAAAGCCAAGAUUCAUUUAAAGAUCUCAUUUGUAGUAAAUAUGUAUGAAGUGGCAGAAGCUAAAGAAUAUAAAAGUGAUGAUUUUUCAUUUUUGCCAGAAUGUCCCUUUUGGUCUGUCUCUACAAUCCAUGGACAUGAAAGUGUGUGUUUCUAUUCACAUCAUAUCUUGUUCCUAUCAUUUUAUACUUAUUUUUCAUCCUUUUCUCUUUAUUACCAAAGAAAAACUGGCAAUGUUGAGUCUCUCCUUGAGGAGAUUCAUCCUCAUGUCCUGCAAAUGUAUUCAUGUCCAAGAUAACAUGGAUGUGUGUUACACUGGGAUUUGCUGCUUUUAUUCUAAUAUUAUCACUUUGCUUGGAGACACACACACACACAAUUCUGUGCAGUUUUGGCAGUUAUACCAGUGCUUCUUUUUUAGCCUGCCAACAGCAGAGCAAGGCAGGUCACGUCUGUAUGUUCCUGCACGGCUCACACACACUGGCAAAUGCUGGUGAAUAGAUUUGGUGUGUGGGUGUGAGUCUGUGUGUGUGAAGGUGUGUGCAUGAGAUUAAAACUACUGUCUGGAACCCAGAAGGAAUGUCCUUGUACACAAAUACAGUAAGGGAAAAAGUAUGUUUAGGAGAAAAAGACAUUGAGAGAGAGAGAGAGAGAGAGAGAGAGAGAGAGGUGAAGUGGAUACUAGAAGCAUGGCAUGGACACGCAUUCCCACAUAUAUGUAUAUACAGAUUUAAAGGAAAUGCCCCUCAUUUCCUGCUUUGUGUCUCUGUAUAGUUAAAACCUGUUUAUUGUGAUGAGUAUGUCAGAGUUUGUAACUGUAACUUUCUGAGAAAUAUUGUACUAAAAAACACACUCAAUAAAGAUCUUGGUAGUCCAGAACUCACACACUGUGCAUAUGUGUUAUGUUCAAGGUCUCUAGCGAAAAGGAAGAGUGUUUCUUUUUCUUGUUGUAUAUUUAACGUGAGAGCCAAGAUGUGAAUGAGCUUUGAGAAUAAAACUAAUUUGUUACUGUGUCAAAAGUAAAAAAAAAAUGUGUGGGAAAGUGGGUAUCCUAGCAGUGGGAAAGUGUAUGUGUUGAGACUGCAUUGUACAAUUAGAGAGAAGAAGUGAGAGAGACAGAAAUUAGCUUUGUUAGAUACCACAUAUUGAAAAAGCUGAGAGAUAACUGAAAAUAUCCCUGACAGAAUUUGAUUUGUUUUAUUAGAAUUACUUCUGAUAGUAAGGAGUUACUAGCUGCAACUCCUUACUAUAGAUUCACAUUACUGCAAACUGGGCCCAGUAAUUAAAAUGCUGUCAUGGGUAAAAUAGCUAUAUUUCAAGAGAAAAUGGUGGCUCAGUGAUUUUGGGCGACUUGUCAGAAGGUUGUAAAGGCAAAUCUCAGAACCAUGAAGCUGUCAUGGUUGGGUCUCUAUAGGUUUAAGCAGCUUUUUAAGCCUCUAACUGCUCUUUGGACCCUACCUUAU